AUGUUUUCUAAAUAUUUGUACCUCUGGGUUACGCUGAUCAUGAACACGAAUAUGAUGAAUCUUCUAAACCAUGAAGCCCAUGGAUUGGAACAGAAGCUCAUACGAAAAGCACGAAGCUUCAACUUCAUUGAGGAGUUUGCCAGAACGUCUGUGCCAGGUGUCAGUCACCGUAUUAUAACAGACGUUCAAGACGGAGGCCAUAGACUGGUUGAAAUAUCUCAAGAUUCUAGUGGUAAAGUUCUUAACUGCAAUGCCUUCGGAAGCAAGGAAUUAAUCGACACCAUGUUAAACGAGGUUCCGGACAACGCUAUCACGACCGUGACCGAGGACGAAAUGGACCAGUUUGUGGACUUGUGCCACAAUCGUGAAAUAAACGCCACAGAAGAAGCUCCCAAGUCAAUUUUUAAUAUUGUCGGUCACAUUUUACAAAGGUUCGUCAUAUAUCCAGGGACCAAGUGGUGUGGUGACGGUACCUUAGCCAAGAAUUACGAUGACCUCGGAAUGGACAGGGAAGCGGACAUGUGCUGCCGAGAUCACGAUCACUCUUCCGAUAGCAUUGGAGCUUUACAGACGAAACAUGGGCUUACAAACUCCAAGCCGUAUACCAUGACACACUGUAAGGACGACUGCAAUCUCUACAACUGCUUGCGGAAUGUCAACAGCUCCGUUUCGAAUGCAGUCGGCGUGAUCUAUUUCGACGUCCUAAAACUGAAAUGUUUCGCCUACAACUACCCACAACACUGCACCAAGCAAAACCGGUUGAAGAAAACUCCGUUUACCGAGAAAUAG
Ixodes scapularis (black-legged tick) is the source of this 789-nucleotide messenger RNA. RefSeq names its product phospholipase A2 imperatoxin-1. Bases 1 to 789 code for a protein of 262 amino acids. NCBI's taxonomy places the organism in Eukaryota, Metazoa, Arthropoda, Arachnida, Ixodida, Ixodidae. The transcript is spliced from 6 exons. The record is from RefSeq and is a predicted model, not a curated record. Gene Ontology annotation, biological process: phospholipid metabolic process; arachidonate secretion.